Messenger RNA from Plasmopara halstedii, 300 nucleotides. RefSeq lists its product as uncharacterized. The coding region runs from base 1 to 300 and encodes 99 amino acids. The transcript has a single exon. The record is from RefSeq and is a predicted model, not a curated record. Lineage: Eukaryota; Oomycota; Peronosporomycetes; Peronosporales; Peronosporaceae.
AUGAGUGUUCUUUACACGGCGGGUACGCUCAAUCGAUAUACUGACUCAGCUCGACAGUUGCAUUAUUUCAUAGAUGAAUCCCCCUUUGCUGUAUCAGGUUCUUUACUUGCAACCCACAGUCUCCUAUACCCACAGAUAUGUAAUUUGGAGGCCGCAAAAUACGGCUGCAUUCUAUCGUCUCAGUUUCCAGCUCAGGAAAGGUUGCUGAACGUAUCAAUAAACAUGAACGCUGUAGACUUCGGGUCAAAAUCGAAUCACUGUCUGUAUCGUAUUUGCAAACUUAUAUUUUGGGGACUGUAG